GCCGGGGCCGAGGGAGGGGCCGCCCCCGAGGCAAAGCCAAGGCCAAGGCGAAGGCUGCGGCCGCCGUGCGCAGUUCCAAGGAUCCAGGCCUGGGCAGUGGCGACCAGCCGCAGCCAGCGCGGCCUCCGCGCUUUCAGUGGGGGAAGAGCGCCCUUCGCGUCGGAGAGGCUCCUGGCCCUGAGGCUCCCAGCAGCCCGCCGAAGCGGCCUGCUCCCAGCGCGGAGCCGCCUGUGAAGCGUGAGCUCCCUGAAGCGUCGACUUGUGUCAGGGUCUGCGCGAAGAGGCCGGCGCCGGGCGCGGAUGUGCCUGUGCAGCGACGCGGCCGACAGAUGCUCCGCAUCGACGCAGAGCCGCCGGCUGCCCGGGCGCCAGCGGUGCCGCGUGCGCCCUCUGGCCUGCUCGGCGGCCGGAACCGAGCCCUGAGCCUCUUUGACCUCGGCGCCGCAGCCGGCCGCGAGGCGCUGAUAGGGCUCGUGAAGCAGGGCUACACGGUGGUCCGGAAUGUCUUCUCCGAAGCAGAGUGCGACGCGGCCGUGGACAAGAUCUGGGGCUUUGCGGAGGGCCGCUGCCCUUCGCUGAAGGCCGCGGACGAAUCCACGUGGACGGCCGAGAACUGGGGAGCCUUCGCCAGGGGCAAGUGCCUCUGCCAACUUCUAGGUGCCGGCUGGGUGCUCUGGGAGGAGCGGCUCCUCUUCCGCCGUCGCCUGGUGGAACGCGGUAUCUACGCCGACCGGCCGCACCAUGCCAGCUGGGACGGUUUCACCUUCGGCCGUCCCGUCUCGAAGCUUUGGAAGCGGUCGGAGUGGGACCACACG
Messenger RNA from Symbiodinium sp. CCMP2456, 815 nucleotides. NCBI's taxonomy places the organism in Eukaryota, Dinophyceae, Suessiales, Symbiodiniaceae. The record is from the annotation of a GenBank genome assembly.